Messenger RNA from Capsicum annuum, 1391 nucleotides. RefSeq names its product coiled-coil domain-containing protein 25. The coding region runs from base 446 to 1093 and encodes 215 amino acids. NCBI's taxonomy places the organism in Eukaryota, Viridiplantae, Streptophyta, Magnoliopsida, Solanales, Solanaceae. The transcript has 6 exons. The record is from RefSeq and is a predicted model, not a curated record.
AGGUCGAUUUAUAAUUAAAAAUUCAUAAAUUUUAUUUAAUUAACUUAUUUUCGUCAUAAACUCAUGAAAAUACAUAAUUUUUUCCUUCAAGACUUGAGCUGAAAAUGUAUAAAUAUAUAUGAAAUAUCAUAUUCCACCUUUUUCUUUGAAAAGAUAUUACAGUGACAAAUAUUAACACCCCACACCCCACCUCCACUCAAAAAAUAAAAAUAAAAAUAAAAAUAAUGAUAGAAUAAGUUGCAAUGAUUUUCUUUUCCUUCAUAUUUUAAUGUGACUCCAAAUCUUGAAAAUGUAUGUAAAGAAAGGGAAGAAAGAUUAGCUUUGUUUGCACGCGACAAGUGCGGUUUGAAUAGGGCUAUCCGAGUCGAAUCUAAUUAGGGCUUUUGAAACCCUAAAAAAGAGAGCUCGACCUCGGUAGUUUUUCCUUUUCCAUCGUCGAAGAGCAAUGGUGUUCUACUUCAAGGCUCGGCCAGAAGCGGGUGACUACACCAUAUUUAUGGGUCUUGAUAAGUAUGAGAACGAAGAACUCAUCAAAUAUGGCUUCCCUGAAGACAUCUGGUUCCAUGUGGAUAAAAUGUCAUCAGCCCAUGUUUAUUUGAGAUUGAACAAGGGUCAAACAUUUGAUGAUAUACCUGAAGGUGUAUUGGAAGAUUGUGCUCAACUUGUCAAGGCAAAUUCUAUCCAAGGAAACAAGGUAAACAAUGUCGAUAUUGUUUAUACUCCCUGGCAAAACCUUAAGAAGACUGCUUCAAUGGAUGUUGGGCAAGUUAGUUUCCACAACCCAAAAAUGGUUCGUACUGUGAGGGUUGAGAAGCGAAUAAAUGAGAUAGUCAAUAGAUUAAACCGUACAAAGGUGGAAAGGAAGCCCGACUUAAAAGCUGAGCGGGAGGCCGUCAAUGCAGCUGAAAGGGCAGAAAGGAAGCAGCAGCUUAGAGAAAAAAAACGACGAGAGGAUAUGGAUAGGCUUGAAAAGGAAAGACAGGCCGAAAUGAGGAGCUACAAAAAUUUGAUGGUUGCUGAUAAGAUGACAUCUAACAAAGAUGUUGCAUCAGCUAACAAGUCCCUGCAAGAGCUGGAGGAAGACUUCAUGUGAAUGCAAAAUCAACUGGAUUUAAUUGUUUCAAUUGCUGUCUUGUUUAGAAGAUACUAAAUGAGAAGCUGCUCAAGAACACAGAGAAAAAGGAAGAACGGGGCAGGGGCAUGGGGGUGAGGUGGUCUUUUAUAUUGUGUUUCUUGAAACAGUUAUGGUCCUUGUUAAAACAUGAUCAUAUUGAUCUUUGUAGGCCUGAACCUGUUUGUUAAUAAGCGGUAUAGGAGAAUGUGUUUGAGAUCUGAAGGAGCUUAUUUUGUAAAACCGUGUUAAAUUUAAUGAUGAUAACUUCUUAUGAUUA